GGUCGUGACAGUCCUACGGUUACUUUAAAAACCGCUCAGAGCGUCCUGUCUUGGUUCCUUUCUAGCUGCGUCUGUCCUGUGUGGGACGGGAAGCGGCAGCAUCGAGGCAGGGCCCUUCGCCUCACCGAGCGCUCUCGUCCCGGUGGCCGCGCCCCAUUAGCCCAGACCCGCGCUGGCCGCGCCUUCGCUGUGGACUCCUCGUGGUCACACGAAAAAUGUCUGAUCAGGAGGAGGAACAGUUUGAUGCUCAGAAGACGGUUGAUUUGGCAGAUGAAAGCAAUGAUACCCUUGACACUGUAGACAUUCCAGUUCCCUCUGAAGAGCUUGCAGAGUCAGCACAAACUGAAGAGCAUGAGCCCGAACUGAACCAACUCAAUGAGGGCCGUGAAAUACCUAAUGAGGGGCAAACUGACCACAGCGUUUCAAGUGUAGAAUCAAGUGAUGAAGAACAACCCAUGGAAGAGGGUCAGUCACCUGGACCGGCUCUACUUACUUCAAGACAGAGUCACAAACCAAGUGCAAAUGAUAAUCUGGCAUUUCUGGAUAGAAUAAAGGCCAUAAAGGAGGUUUUGCAAACAUCGGUGGUAGAGUCUUCAGCAACAGUAAAAGUUAUACUUAGCCCUGUGGGCCAGGAAGUUAUAAUUCCUUUUAAACUUGACAGCGUUUUUAAAAAACUCAAGGAUCAUUUUUCACGCUUAUUAGAUGUCCCACCUUACUUGCUGCAAGUGAAAUAUGCAGGACAAAUUGUUAAAAAUAAUGAGACCCUAGUUCAAUAUGGAGUCAAGCCACAGGAAAUUAUACAAAUGGAAAUCUUUUCUACAAAUCCAGAUCUGUAUCCAAUCAAAAGAGUAGAUGGACUAAAUAAAAUCUCUCACAUCAUAACUGUCACCAUAGAAACUGGCAUUGAUCAGUACCAGGAGGUAGCUGUUGAGAUUAUCAAAUGUGACUUUCACAAACCAUUUCUUGGUGGAUUCAGACACAAAAUAACAGGAGUAGAAUAUCAUAAUGCUGGAACACAAACUGUACCUAAGAAGAUUUCUGGAAAAUCUAAUGUAUUUUGUAGGGAUACACAGACAGUUUUUCAGAGAAAAAAGUUUCAACAAACUACAAAUACAACAUCCACACAAAUGACUAAAAUUGGUGUGUAUGUUUCAAAUAUAACUGAUAAAUUGGUAAAACCAAGAGAAUACUUUUCAGCUGAAGAAUACCAUGAUCAAAUAUUACAGGCGGUGAUCAGGAUUCAGACAUACUACAGGCAAUGGCAUGCUAAAGUCUUUGUGAAGAAAUUAAACAUACAGAGAAAAUUGAGAUUGGAGUGGGAAGCAGAGGAAGAAUUAAGGAAGAAGAAAGAAAAAGAAGAAUGGAUGCAACUGGACUAUUACCGGAGGCAUAAUCCUAGAACAAAUGAAGACUUUGAACUUCUUUAUAAUGCACUAGAACUGUGCCAUUGCAUGAAUGUACCACAGUUUUUUAUUUGUAUCCUUGUGAAUUUUUCUUCAGUGUUUGUGUGGAAGCAAAAAGAACUUAAACGCAUUAACCAGUCUUUCACUGGAGCUGAAAGGAAAGCUGCUUUAUGUGAACUGCUGGAAAAAGAGACCCAGUUAAUUGCUUCCAUUGGGAGACAUAGAUACGAUGCUUCUAUGACGAGCCAGGAAGUGGCAAUACAAGCUUUUUUGGAUAAGUGUUCAGCUCCAAAGACAUGGAGAACACCUAAUGGCUACAUAAUCAAAAUGGAUACACAGUUCACUAUCAGAGCCAGAGAACUUCAAAACAUCUACAAAUGCAUAUUGCUGAAAAAUCUCUCUCAAGAUGAGAGGCUGGAUGUACUCCUAACACUUAAACACACCGUGAAGGAACAUGCAUGUAAACUGACCCAGGAAAUCCUAGAAUUGAUUGACAGAGAAGUUGACCUUAUGAUGAGAGGAGUCAAACCUCAUAACCUUGAAGGGCUCAGAAAAAGAAUUGCAACACUCUUUUUCCAUUAUAUAAAAACACCUCUGUUUAAUCCUGAAGUUGCAAGACACCUUAAGGUCCCUCAAGACCCAUUGAAGUUUUAUAAGAAGAUUUAUUUUUGCCACAGUUGCCAGCUCUAUUUGCCUUCUACAGAAUUUCCUGUAUCAUCUACCACACACCACAUAUAUCGGUGUCGUCAUUGUAUUAACCUUGAGAAUGAGACACGACAGCGAGAAUCAUUUUUGAAGUACAAGUGUUUACUUCAGCGGCUCUACCAUUCAGAAACUGAGUAUGAAGAUGAUUCUAAAAUUGCUUUCUUGAUGCAGCUACAGGAUAUUCAGUACCUGACAGAGAACAUUUGGGCAUCGCAGUCAGUACUCAGUGAUUGGGAUGAUCUCAAUGAUUUGGUCAUGGUCAGAUGGGAUAAGUCCUUGGAGUGGUCCCCCUGGAACUGCAUUCUUCUUACCAAAGAUGAAGCAGCCGCUCAUCUCAAGCUAAGUAGUGUUGUACAGGGAUAUGGACCCUUGUUCAUUCACAUGAUCAAACACAAACAUAUCCUGGCUAAGAACUAUUUUUCUCAGAUUCCAGCACUUGCUGCGUUUAUUCUUGAUGAUGCUGAAAUAGAUGAGAUCAGAAAGAGAUAUCAUCCAGAUACUGCACCCAAGAUUAUAGAAAUCCAAAGGCCUUAUCUUUAGAAGACCAUGAAUAUUUGUCUGAUGAUCAGCAUUUUUGCCCAUUGCAAAUACAGUAAUAUAGAGAUCAUACAAUAUGAAAAUGGAAUU
Oryctolagus cuniculus (rabbit) is the source of this 2735-nucleotide messenger RNA. NCBI's taxonomy places the organism in Eukaryota, Metazoa, Chordata, Mammalia, Lagomorpha, Leporidae. The record is from RefSeq and is a predicted model, not a curated record.